CUUGGUAUACUAUUCCUUCGUCUGAAGGAAACCAGCGAAUCAUACUUUUUUGGUGAAUUUCCUUCCUGUUGUGGUAGCGUGAGUGUUUUGAUUGGACAAUUUUGUAUCUAAUUUUGGAGGAAUUGAACGGAAAAUAACAUUGUUUCGUUCAAAGGGAGCACCAUCUUUAGAAGAAGGCAGUGCAUUGUGAAGCCGAGUGCGUAGUUUCUCUGCAUACCGAGCGGUAGGGAGAAAUCUAAUCACAGUUUGGACCGGUUUUACCGGAUUCACAGGAAGAUAACCUAUAUACUUUGUCGACGAGAUCCUGCGGAGAUAUGUUACCCUUCAGCCCUCCGAUUGUGAAACGUCUGCUUGGCUGGAAAAAAGCAUCGGCUGAUGAUUCCGUCGAAGGUAAAUGGUGUGAGAAAGCAGUAAAAAGUUUGGUUAAAAAGUUGAAGAAAUCCAGUGCUUUGGACGAACUAGAACGGGCCAUCACAACUCAAAAUUGCAACACCAAAUGCGUCACGAUUCCAAGAGCCCGCCCAGCCAAUGGUGAAAAUGGAGUUGCGUUGAGGAAAGGCCUUCCACACGUUAUCUAUUGCAGACUUUGGCGCUGGCCCGAUCUUCAGAGUCAAGCCGAACUGAAAGCAUUGGAUAUCUGCGAAUACGCGUAUCAUUUGAAAAAAGACGAAGUGUGCAUCAAUCCGUAUCACUACACUAAAAUCGACUCACAGUCGCAACAACCGUUGACGAUCCUAGUACCGAAGAACCUAUCCACAUCUCAGGGAGGCGAAGGUUCCGUUACCUAUACCUUGGAUGAUUUGAGCAAUACCGUACCGGUUAAUAUUCAGUACAACAAUGCGCUGAAUGAUAACUAUGUAACCAGUCCGCAGCCAAUACAACAGCAACCUCAGCAGCAACACCAAACAACACCGUCAUACAUGGAGGUCACAUUGGGUCAACAAAUUCCGACGAAUACCACGAUUAUGGACUCGGUGAACGUUGGAGUGAGCACUAUUCCGAACACAGAAACGCCUCCACCCGGAUACAUGUCGGAAGACGGGGAUCCUCUUGAUCAAAAUGAUAAUAUGACGGAUAUGUCACGCCUGUCACCAGCUAUGGACGCACAGCCGGUGAUGUACCACGAACCUGCGUUCUGGUGUUCGAUUAGCUAUUACGAGCUGAACCUUCGCGUCGGUGAAACCUUCCACGCUUCACAGCCUUCGAUUACUGUGGACGGUUUUACCGAUCCAUCCAACUCGGAGAGAUUCUGUUUGGGUCUGCUGUCGAAUGUAAACCGCAACGAGGUAGUUGAGCAGACGCGUCGUCACAUUGGCAAAGGCGUCCGGCUGUACUACAUUGGCGGUGAGGUGUUCGCAGAAUGUCUCAGCGAUUCUAGCAUUUUUGUACAAAGUCCUAACUGUAAUCAGCGGUACGGCUGGCAUCCGGCUACCGUGUGUAAGAUACCACCUGGGUGUAAUCUAAAGAUUUUCAACAAUCAGGAAUUCGCGGCUUUAUUGUCACAAUCCGUCUCACAAGGUUUCGAAGCUGUGUACCAACUCACACGAAUGUGUACAAUUAGAAUGUCCUUUGUCAAAGGAUGGGGCGCAGAGUACAGACGACAAACUGUUACCUCAACACCGUGUUGGAUUGAAUUGCAUUUAAACGGACCGCUACAAUGGCUGGACCGUGUUCUAACCCAAAUGGGCUCACCACGAUUGCCAUGUAGUUCUAUGUCAUAAGUAAAAGCAACCUACAAGAAGCGAGCGAAAGGAUUUUUUAAAACCAUUCUUGCGAGUGCAGCAACAGACGAGAAAUUGUGACACACUAAAAAAAUAUCAGACAAACUACAACUUCAUACCAUUUAAGAAUGUUGAAAAAAAAACAAGAAAUAUUGUAAGUGAAACGACCGAUACCAGUUUUGAUUAGAUUAGUUCUAAGUUUGGAACCAUUUGUUUGUAUAACAAUUAUUGUUGUUUUAAUAACGUUAGAAUGUCCCACAUUUCCUUCCCAAGAAUAGUGAAAUCAGUUGCGAUCAGGCCAAAUGGGUAGUCCACUUUUUCAAAACGUGUAAAGACAGCAAGAGUGCGUAUAAUUAUUGACUAAUUAUUACAAUACUUUUAUGUUGGCAGAGUCCCUAUUCUACUACUAUUUUUAUAAGUAUAGUGUUUGUGUUUUGCUUGUAAAUGGAAGAGUAUUUUUCCAACCGUACUGCUAUGAGCAUUAUAUUAAAGAAAAUCAAUCAAAUGUAGUUUCAUAAUACAACAAUGUUUGUUAUAACAUAUUUUUAUGAUACUGUUGGAGACAAACAAGACGUAAAAUUCAAAAUUUAUAGCCGUUGAUUCAAAAAUAUCGAUUCGGUUCAUUGGAGAUACUCGAAUAUAAGAGAAAAAAGUACUAAUAAAUUUGAUAAGCGAUUGGUGAUUUUAGAUUUGUGAGCGCAAGGUAGAAACGGUUUUUAUUUGAGACGUGAAUGUCAUCUGAAUGACAAAAUAAAACACAUCGUACUAUUUUCGGAAAAGGUUUAAAAAACGUUUUGCGGUGAUACGACUAUAGAAUUACGAAUGAUUAAGAAAAAAGAAGACGCAUAUAUGACGUUUGUGAUUUGAAUCAGUUGUGCUUUCUUUUGAUUCGAAAGAAAAGUCAAAUGAUUGAAAAAUUAGUAAGACAUAAUUUAGAGGUUAGUUGCUUGAAAUAAACAUUAAAAAUGCACAUUUGAA
This is a messenger RNA of Malaya genurostris, 2699 nucleotides long. RefSeq names its product mothers against decapentaplegic homolog 3 (gene Smox). The transcript has 9 exons. Bases 315 to 1721 code for a protein of 468 amino acids. The record is from RefSeq and is a predicted model, not a curated record. NCBI's taxonomy places the organism in Eukaryota, Metazoa, Arthropoda, Insecta, Diptera, Culicidae. Gene Ontology annotation, cellular component: heteromeric SMAD protein complex. Gene Ontology annotation, biological process: cell differentiation; transforming growth factor beta receptor signaling pathway; regulation of transcription by RNA polymerase II. Gene Ontology annotation, molecular function: I-SMAD binding; RNA polymerase II cis-regulatory region sequence-specific DNA binding; DNA-binding transcription factor activity, RNA polymerase II-specific.